Myotis daubentonii (Daubenton's bat) is the source of this 4213-nucleotide messenger RNA. RefSeq names its product torsin-1A-interacting protein 2-like. The record is from RefSeq and is a predicted model, not a curated record. Lineage: Eukaryota; Metazoa; Chordata; Mammalia; Chiroptera; Vespertilionidae. Gene Ontology annotation, biological process: endoplasmic reticulum organization; membrane organization. Gene Ontology annotation, cellular component: membrane; endoplasmic reticulum. Gene Ontology annotation, molecular function: ATPase activator activity.
CUGGAAUUUGAAGGGGCUAUUCUGUGAUCUGUGCUCCUAGCAAGUGACUGAGAACAUUAUAGACUGGAUUGUUCGCUGAGUUGAGAGACUGAGUUGUAAUUGAGUGAAACAUAGACAACGAAAUCUUGAAGAAUUGCACUUUUAUUUUAGUGACUGUACAUAUGCCUUGUUUCCUGGGUCCGCGGGAAGCAUGAGUCUGUUGGGACUUGGGACAAGAAGAAAACAAGACUUCUUCACAAGGAAAACCAGACACUAACAAAAAGAACCCCAAGGUCUGAAGAGAGAGAGAACACAACCAUGGCAGACAGAGGACCUGGGGACCCGCCGAAGGACUCUCAAAAGGAUUUGGAAAAUGACCCUUCAAUAAAUUCUCAGGCACAGGAGACCACAGUCACGGCAAGUACCACCAAAGAAGCUCAGAUCCUGAGACCUGCCUCUGGUCUCAACAAGGACCACCAAGAAGUAGAAACAAUAGGUUCAGGAAGUGCAGAUACAAGUAAUCAAUCCGAAAGUCCAGAUGAAGCAAGUUAUGGGAACUAUCCAAAGGACAAAACAGAACUCAAGACCAACCAGAGUUUGCAGGAUGGCAAACUAGGGCAUCAACUCUCCUCAAAAAGUCUGAGUAAAGAAUCCUUGCAUCUUGAAAGUGUGGGUGAAGAAUCUUUGCAUCCUGAAAGUGUAGGGGAAAAAUCCUUGCAUCCUGAAAGUGUAGGGGAAAAAUCCUUGCAUCCUGAAAGUGUAGGUGAAGAAUCCUUGCAUCCUGAAAGUGGGGGUGAAGAAUCCUUGCAUCCAGAACCCAGCUGUUGUACAAGUGAAGAGGUAGGAAGAGCAGAUGCACAAUUAGGGAGCAGCUCUGUAGACCUCCCUGAGCAAGCAAGCCACAGACCUGAAGCUUCACAGGAGCCACUUGCCGUAGAUCCCCAGGGUGUCCAGGGUCCUGAUCAUUCCAGUGCAGGGCCGGAGAGCCAGGGUACACGGCGGAGGCGACUGGUGGAACCAGAAGCUGAAAGUCAUCAACAGGAGAUACAAACAUUAGAAGAAAAUAAAGAGGAUGCACAGGACGCCAUAAGAAAGAGUAAUAAAAAGGAUUUUUGGAGCUAUGGUCCCUUCUUUCUUGUCUUCCUGGUGGCUCUUGUUUUGCUAAGCUCCGCUCAAAGCUACUAUUCCUCUCCAGCACAGCAAGUGCCCCCAAAUCCAGCGUUGGAAGCCUUCCUGGCUCAGUUCAGCCAGCUGCCGGACACGUUUCCGGGCCAGAGCGCUUUUCUGUGGCAGAGAGGACGCAAGUUCCUCCAGAAGCACCUCAACGCUUCACACCCCACCGAGCCGGCCACCAUCAUCUUCACGGCAGCUCGGGAGGGAAGAGAGACCCUGCGGUGCCUCAGCCACCGCGUGGCGGACGCCUACACCUCUUCCCAGAAAGUCUCUGCCAUUCAGAUCGACGGGGCGGGAAGAGCCUUGCAGGACAGUGACACCGUCAAGCUACUGGUGGACAUGGAACUGAGCUCCGGGUUCGAGGAUGGCAGGAAGGCCGCCGUGGUGCACCGCUUCGAGUCCCUCCCUGCAGGCUCCACCUUGAUCUUCUACAAGUACUGCGACCACGAGAACGCGGCCUUCAAGGACGUGGCCCUCGUCCUGACCGUCCUCCUCGAGGAGGACACGCUGGCCGCCAGUGUGGGCCCCAGGGAAACGGAAGAGAAAGUGCGGGAUUUGCUCUGGGCCCGGUUCACCAACGCGAACACUCCCAGCUCCUUCAACCACAUGGACUCGGACAAGCUGAGCGGGCUGUGGAGCCGCAUCUCGCACCUGGUGCUGCCCGUCCAGCCCGUGAGGGCCAUCGAGGAGCAGGGCUGCCGGCUCUGAGCCACGCGGCCAGGCGGUGGAAGUGAGGGGUUUAUUAAAGGCCUGCCCUUCUGUGGAGGGAAUGUGAGGAAAUCGCCCGAAAAGUACAAGUGGGCUUAUUUCAGGAAAAAAUCGUUUAUUUUUUACUUUUGGUAAAAUUUUUCUAAUCUAAGCUUGACAAAGCUAAAAGCUGACCUGACUUUUUUUUUUCUUUGCUUUUCAAGCAAAUCAGGUUUGAAAUAGAUAACAGAUAGGGUAUAUAUAUAACAGGAUUUUUUUUUUAAAUCUAAAAAUAUAGCAGCAGAAUUAUUGCACAGGAAAAUAAUUUUCUCAGAGUAACUACAGAGUGAUUUUUGUUUUCUUGAGACUCUAAAAACCCUUUAGAAUCGUGUUUGGACUAAAGCAAUUACAGUUAUAAAGCAAGGAUAAUUUAAACAAAUUUCUAUCAUGUUAAAGAUUUAAAAAACUUACUUUAAUAGCUUUAUUGUGGAAUUACAUUUUACAGUAAUUUGCACUGUUGAAUAGUAUGAAAAAAGGAAAUUUGUAUUCAAAUAUCUAAUUACUAUAUGUAAGGCACUGUGUUUUUUUUUCUGUUAGUGAGCUGAGGUAAAAGCAGUUAUACUCAAGAAAUAGUCUUAAAAAUUGGAAACAAUGGGGAAUUGGUUAUAAUUAUUGGGAAUGAAGAAAUUCUAAUUGGCUGUAUCGUUACUUCAGCUUUUAAAAAUUAUUUAGAGCAAUGAUUUUACACUGUGUCUACUCCCCUUCUCCCCCCCCCCACCCCCCAGUAUUAGAGCAGUUCUGUUUUGACUUUUUCAUUGGGAUUCUUAAUAAGAUUUAAUUGGAACCGAGAGUUCUGCUGAUAAUGAAGUUUGAAAACCACAAUUAAGGAACACAUCUUAGAAGAUAGUAAAUGCAUAGAAAAGAAAAAAAGAAUGUAUUAAAAUUCCUGAGUACGAAGAGGACAAAAUAUAGCUAUCUUGUACAGACAUGCUUUUUAUGAAAGUUAAAGACCUAUCAAUGAACAGUUGACUGUUUAAAGUAACAUUUACUAGCAUAUUUCUGAUGCUUUUGUUAAUUUCUAUUAGUCAUCAUUUCUGUCUCCCCUGAAUGGAAUUUUACAAUUGUCUCCAGUAUGAGUGUCCUUUAUGGUCAUAACUUGACCAUACUGCUUACUUGUUAAGCAAUGAUAGAACAUUCUAUACUGCACCUCAUUUCUUUAUCUGCUAGUUAGAAGUGCCAUUAGGUUAACAGUUAGAGAAAUGGAAGAGGUGUGGAUGUAGUGAGAGGAAGCAACAUGGUAGUUUCUAAGAGGUUCUAAUGGUCAAUGUUAAUUCUUGGCCGUGUUCUGUGAUUGUAGAAAGAUUGAGACAGUAUUUAUGGAGACGGGAGUUUUUUGUUUUGCAUUUCAGCUCUGAAAGCAGAACUCUAGUAAAUGGCUUUGACCUCAGGAAGGGUGUCCCAUGACACAGCAGUCCUAUCCCAGGUUCCUGGUCUAUUUCAACUACUGGAAUGUUUCAACCAGGAUUUGGCCUCUCUGUUGCUAUGAGAGCAGAGAAGUCAUGGGAUUAAAGUUUGGAAGGAGUUUGGAAACUGUAGGAAGAUGUAAGUAUGUUUCUUAAUACUUAAAAAUCAAUCAUAAAGACAUGGGGGGAGAAUGUAUUUGAAAAUAUCUGUCACAGGAAACAUGGAUAAAUCUAUUCUAACCAAGGCCUACCUGUGCUCAGUUGAGGUAGAGGCAUACUAGUACCUAAAGGAACUAUUUUCAUUUGGGACUUCAUGAGGGAAUCUUCCAAUAGAGUUGAGGCAAGACCUGCCUGAAUAAAAAGUUAAAGCAAAGUGAUUAUAAUAUCUAUCCAAUAUACACUCAGAGGAAAGUGAAGAGAGGUCUAUAUGCCAUAUUCACAUUUUUUUCUGUAUUUCUAGAGCUCAGAUGCGAGCAUUACAGCCCAUAAACCAGUGGUGCCUUGUAGAACUGUGACGCUGGCCAGCUGACCUGGCUCCCUCAGGUCUAUAAAGAACCAGUGUGAAGUGUGCAUGUCUAAUACAUCAGUGACUCAGAUCGUAGUUGAAACAAAGAUUCUUUUUUUCUGCACGCAGUUGAAUAUGGUUUUUCAUCAUUUCUUUUGGAUAUAAUUUAGAAAAGGAAAUUUCAAAGUCAUAACUUCUUUUUGCUGUUUAGCCUUUGUUAAAAAAAACCACUCUUCCAUAUAUAAGUGCAAUCAACUGAACUGUUGUCAAUUUUCUGUCUAUUCAGAAAUCAUUCUAAAAAGAAGCAGUAUAUUAACUCUGGGUCUUUGAAAAAAGUGAUUAUUUUUAAAGCAUAAAACUUUAUAUUUUUAAAUGAACAAAUAAAAUUUAUUAUCUAAUAGACUCA